AUGUCACCACCGAUGCCACAGUUGAGACACGAUUCACAACCUGUUGCCUUCCCCCUCACGCCCUUUUUGUUCAUCUUUUAUCAAAUCUCAAAGCUUUAUUAUAGAACUUGAUAGUUCUUCUCAGUUAAACCUACCUCAUUCUAGUUUAAUUGUUUUCAGAUUCAUAAUGUCCUUCCUUUGGGACUGGUUGAACGGAGUGCUCAACAUGCUGGGUAAAAAGCGUUUUCUCUUAUUUAAAACUUAGUUUUCUGUUUCAGGAUUGGCCAAUAAGAAGGGCAAGUUGGUUUUCCUGGGACUCGAUAACGCCGGAAAGACGACGCUGCUCCACAUGCUGAAAGAUGAUCGGAUUGCGCAGCACGUGCCUACUCUUCAUCCGAGUAUGUUUUUUACAAAAAAAUUAUUCACUUCUCUAAAUAAUGUUCAUGCGUAGACCUUCCCAAAUUAUUUGCUUUCUAAAUAGCAAUUCUUUAAUGCAGGAAACAUCACGAAGAAAGUAACAAAAGUAACAAAAGAAAGUUCCCUUUCAUCAGCUGAUUAACCGGUUUUGCUUAUCUUUCAACAUUUGAUGACGCUGCAUUCUUGUCUAGUUAAUGUGUGAAAACAAAUGUAUUUCAGCAUCGGAGCAGAUGUCUCUCGGAGGAAUCUCCUUCACCACAUAUGAUCUCGGUGGUCACGCUCAAGGUUUGCACAAGCCAUCAAGUGGACACUAUCUCACUGCUGAUUUCAGCUCGACGGGUCUGGAAAGAUUACUUCCCUGCAGUUGAUGCCGUCGUCUUUCUGAUCGAUGUGGCUGAUGCUGAAAGGAUGCAAGAGAGCCGCGUCGAGCUCGAAUCGCUGCUUCAGGACGAGCAGAUUGCCAACGUUCCCGUUCUUGUGCUCGGAAACAAGAUCGACAAACCAGGAGCAUUAAGCGAGGAUCAGCUCAAGUGGCAGCUGAAUAUUCAGCAUCUGUGCACUGGGAAGGGUUAGUAAUUUGUUGUGGCUAAACAUUCUAAUUCUUAUGUCGAUUCAGGUGACGUUUCUCGCAAUGAAAUGCAAAACCGACCAAUGGAAGUUUUCAUGUGCUCAGUGCUUCAAAGACAAGGAUACGGAGAAGGAAUUCGCUGGUUGGGACAGUACCUCUAA
This is a messenger RNA of Caenorhabditis sp. 36 PRJEB53466, 1125 nucleotides long. NCBI's taxonomy places the organism in Eukaryota, Metazoa, Nematoda, Chromadorea, Rhabditida, Rhabditidae. The record is from the annotation of a GenBank genome assembly.